CAAGCUGGCAACCCAAUAGCUCCAUUGAAUUCAUAAAAUUUAUAGAAGUAAACACAAAGACAUGUCCAAGCCAGAUUCAGUGGGUGAAGCAACAAAGUCCGGCAAUGCGCCACCGUACAGUUUUAACUAUGACUACGCCGCCUCUAUGCGAGCUCCGCCGCCCACAUAUGAGCAGAGUCAACAACAAACGAUUGACUAUUCACCAGCUGCAGGUGCUAUGCCUAUGCACGUGCCAAGCAAUCAGUAUUACGGGAUGACGCACCAUCAACAAUUGCCUGUGAUGCAUCAGGGUCAUCAAGGCUAUGGCUUAGCUGGGCCGAGUACGUCUGCAGGAGCAGCUGCAGCGCAUGUUUUAAAUGUUGAUUCACGAGCUACGUUGCGUACCACAGCUUCGGGCGCUGUUGUUGUGCCGCCACCUCCACCUGGCUGUCUACCCACACCUGCUCAAUUGGCUGCCAUGCAGGGAAAGCCGGUUGUGGUGCAGCAAAAGAAACGUUCCUUUUUUUAAUACCACAAAGAUCGGUUG
Molecule: messenger RNA, 526 nt
Organism: Drosophila hydei
Lineage: Eukaryota; Metazoa; Arthropoda; Insecta; Diptera; Drosophilidae
Product: DAZ-associated protein 2
Exons: 3
Coding region: 62-508 (148 amino acids)
Source: RefSeq, a predicted model, not a curated record